AGUGAGAGAAAAACAACGAUAGAGGAUAAACCAAACAUGACAAGAAGUGUUGUGAAAAUCAAUUCAAAUGUGAUCGUUGUCGUCGGCGUCAUCGCGGCGGGACUUGUCCUUAUCGCCUCACUUGGCUCAAAGUUUAGACCCCUCAAUGUGUCCUGCCAAGGAACGACCGCCAUUAACGUCGCAGGCGGCCUCGUAUCGGGAGGAACGGCGGAUUUCGGCGCAACAAGUGGACGAAGAUUCCAAAUGAAAAGAGUCCGCGAUUUUGAGAAGGACAAGCGGGUGGGAUAUCGACCGCCGUCGACGUGCACGGACUAUCACAAAAAGCCCCCUGCGACGCCUUGCAAAAAAUGGGUGGUCAUCACGACGAUAUUUGAACCGUCGGAACUGGUCAAGCAGCUCUCCGAGAUAACGUCUUGGUGCGUCGUGGUCGUCGCUGAUAAAAAGGGCCCGGAGAAAUAUGUCGUCCCUAACGUCAAAUAUCUCAGCGUUUUGGAACAGGAGAGUUGCCAGUUCCACAUCUGUAAAUUGCUCAUAUGGAAUCACUUCGGUCGGAAGAAUAUUGGAUACAUGUAUGCCAUACAUCAUGGAGCUGAGUACAUCUAUGAUACGGAUGACGACAACGUACUGCGCAGGGCCAAGAUCCCAGAUCCUGCCAAAAUAAAGGGCGUCAAAAAUAUCAACAUGAAGGGGACCGUCUGGAACCCGUAUCCUAUGAUGAGCAAAUAUCCAGAUUCCUGGCCAAGAGGAUUUCCCUUGGAGAAAAUCAAGUCAAAAGAAGCGAAAACGCAGUCGUUCACGGACGAGCUUCCCUUGGGGAAAAUCGGAAUCAUCCAAUCCCUGGCCGAUAACGAACCGGACGUUGACGCCAUCUAUCGGUUUACGCAACCACUUCCUUUUGAUUUUCACCAUAAGGAACUCUACGUCGCCGUCCCCCAGGGAGUCAUGACGCCCUACAACGCCCAGGCUACAAUGACGAUGUAUGACGCGUUUUUCUCAACUUAUCUACCCGUGACUGUUAAAGGACGCGUUAGCGACAUCUGGAGGUCGUAUUUUAACGUGAGACUAUUUUGGUACAUUGAAAGGAGCUUGGUUUUCUCCGCCCCGUGGGUUGUUCAGUACAGAAACGCUCACAACUGGUUAGCAGACUUUGAUUCUGAGAAUGACCUAUACAUGCGUGCGGCGCAGUUAGUGGAGUAUUUAACAAACUGGAAAAGUUCGGAAAAAGACAUUGCGUCCAUGUCAAUAGAGUUGUACAAAGAAAUGUAUAACCAUCAAGUGUUACAGAUUGACGAUGUUUAUAAUAUUGAAGCGUGGUUUAAAGACUUGGAGUGUCUGGGGUACAAGUUCCCUGCGAUUGUGUCAAAAGAAUAACGAGGGUGUUGUUAGCACAGUACAGGCGCAUUUUUUUUUUUUAAUCAUGGCAUUAAAAGUGCCAUUUGACUCUUAAAACAUCUCUGAAAUGUACGAGAACGGAAAUUUCCAAUUUGUUUGGCUUUGCAACAGGGUUUGUGGAUAUAUCAUUCUGUUGACAAAGAAGCACGUCGAGAUAAAGACCCCUUUUCACAAGACAGCGGUAAACUUUUCCGUUUCGCCCCGUCUUGAGAGACCGACAACUUUGAAGCACAACUAUUACGAAUGAUACCCCCCCAAAUGACAAUCUGAGUUGACUAGUUAAAUUUUAAUUGAAACAUCGGGGCGCGUGAAAGAAAGUGACCCCCCCCCUCUUUUCCAAUAACAUCAUUACAUUCUAGGACCAGAAAAAUUAUUGCUCCUAAAUUGUUCUUGUGAAAAGGGUCUUAAGCUGCGAAAAAAGAAAUUACUUAUGAGUGAUUCUUUGCGACAUAGCUUGUCAAAAUUUCACUCCGUUAAAGAAGUACGAAAACGAUGGCUUCGUUGGAGACGUAACAGUUAGUUUCCAAGUAAUUUCUCUCAACAGACUUCGCCGUAAUAACCCCAUUCUCCAUAGAGGCUCAGGGACAGGGAGACUCAGGGGUUGGGGUUGGGUUUAAACGAACCGCACUUUUGCCAAGGAGAGAUUCACUUCUGAAUCAAAUUUGAUCUAGGCUCUAUGCCAUUUCGCGGCAAAAAAUCUUAUGUGUAAAAAAAUAAGGCCAUUGGUAUCUUGGAGUGUUUCGUAAUGUCCGGAUGUACGAUUGUAUAUUACAUUCAUUUAUGUUAGAUAUUUAUAUUUUUGCAAGUUAAGGUCAAUUUAACAUGUGUUGUGUAACGUCCGUUACAGCGUGCUUCGCGAGAUUUUCUAUGGUGUCAUCGUUACUACAUUCCAAUCAAUGCAGCAUUAUUGUAUUUUUUUGUAUUAAAGGGUGUUUUAUAU
Molecule: messenger RNA, 2332 nt
Organism: Lingula anatina
Lineage: Eukaryota; Metazoa; Brachiopoda; Lingulata; Lingulida; Lingulidae
Source: RefSeq, a predicted model, not a curated record